Penaeus vannamei (Pacific white shrimp) is the source of this 1905-nucleotide messenger RNA. The record is from RefSeq and is a predicted model, not a curated record. NCBI's taxonomy places the organism in Eukaryota, Metazoa, Arthropoda, Malacostraca, Decapoda, Penaeidae.
AUGUCGUUUGUGGGUGUCUGUCUACGUGCUGCAUUGUCUUUGUGGGUGUCUGUCGUCUACGUGGCUGCAUUGUCUUUGAUCCAUGGUGUAUAUCGGGCGUCAUAUUAUUGGGUGCAAAUGUCUGUACAGGUGCCCAUCUUAUGUGAGGUCCAUUUCAGUGUGGGGUUCAUGUCAGUGUGCGAUGAUCAGCUCCAGCCUACCCACAGCUCCCACCUCUCCCACAGCUACCAACCUAUCGUCCACCUCAACUCCCCACAGCCUCCCACCUCUACCCAACAGCUCCACCUAUUCUCCACCGCAACCUCCCACAGCCAUACCACCAUUCCACAAGCUGCACCUUCGGUCCACGCAACCUCCCCACAGCUGCCACCACUCCCACAGCCUUCACCUUCGUCCGACCCCCCCCCCCCGCAACCUCCCCGAACAGCUCCACCGACGUCCCACAGCCCACCUUCGUUCCACCUCAACCUCUCCCACCAGCUCACCUCUCCCCACAGUCUUCCACCUUCGUCCACGCAACCUCCCACAGCUCCAACUCUACCACAGGCUCACACCACUUGCCAACACCCCGUCGCCUCACGCAAGGCCCAUAUAGUCACUCACUCUACAGAACGCCGUAUACCCGUUCAGCCUUCAGUCCACCAGCAACCUCCCCACAGCGUCCCACCACUCCAACAGCUCCACCUUUCGUCCACGCAACCUCCACAGCUCCACCUCUCCACAGCUUCCACAUCUCCCACAGCUCCAACCUUCGUCCACCUCAACCUCCCCACACCACUCCCACGCCUCCACCAGCUCCCACAGGCUCCCACCUCCACCUCUCCCACAGCUCCACCUUCGUCCACCUCAGCCUCCCCACAGCUCCACCACUCCCACAGCUCCACCUUCGUCCACCGCAACCUCCCCACAGCUCCACCACUCCCACAGCUCCACCUUCGUCCACCGCAACCUCCCACAGCUCCACCUCUCCCACAGCUCCACCUCCCCACAGCUCCACCACUCCACAGCUCACCCUCUCCCACAGCUCCACCAACUCCCACAGCUUACUUUCCACCUUCCCUCACCUUCCUCCCCACAGCUCCCACACCACAGCCUCCCCACCUUCGUCCACCUCACCUGUCCACCUCAGCCUCCCCACAGCUUCCACACCACUCCCAACCAAGCUUACACCUUCCACCGUCCACCUCAGCCACCUUCCCCACAGCUCCACCACUCCACCACUCCACAGCUCCACCUUCGUCACCUCCACCUCCCCACAGCUCCACCACUCCCACAGCUCCACCUUCGUCCACCGCAACCUCCCCACAGCUCCACCUCUCCCACAGCCCCACCUCUCCCACAGCUCCACCUUCGUCCACCUCAACCUCCCCACAGCUCCACCACUCCCACAGCUCCACCUUCUCCACCGCACCUCCCCACAGCUCCACCUCUCCCACAGCUCCACUUCGUCCACCCACCUCCCCACAGCUCCACCACUCCCCACAGCUCCACCUUCGAUCCACCGCAACCUCCCCACAGCUCCACCACUCCCACAGCUACACCUUCGUCCACCGCAACCUCCCCACAGCUCCACCUCUCCCACAGCCCCACCUCUCCCACAGCUCCACCUUCGUCCACCUCAACCUCCCCACAGCUCCACCCACUCCCACAGCUCCACCUUCGUCCACCGCAACCUCCCCACAGCUCCACCACUCCCACAGCUUCACCUUCGUCCACCUCAGCCUCCCCACAGCUCCACCACUCCCACAGCUCCUCAAACCCCACAGCGCCUUAAAAACUCCCCCCCCCCCCGCCCCCCUGCUCCCACUCCCAGUUUCCAAAACGCAUUCGAAGCGACUUCCUUUCCCGCCGCGCGACGCCCGACGUCCGACGAUCGCUCCCGCCCAUCCUCUCGCCGGGCCGUGA